GAAGAAAGAGCUCGUUAUAAACUUUGACAAACGGGCAGAGCAGAAUGUGGCGGGGAAAUUUACUUUUCUUCUCUGUCCCGCUGUCGAAGCUGCAACCAUACCCGUCAUCACCACCACCACCGGCGUCGAAUAGGUUUUUGAUUCAGCCAACAUGGACGCAGAAAAUGAUACAGAGAGGAAUUUGGAUGGAGAGAACAGUGUUAGACGAAGGAGCAGCCAAAAAAUCCAUGUCUGGGAGUGGAGCACGAGAGCAUAAGGACCAAUUACACAAACUUCAGGAGAAGGACCCAGAAUUUUAUGAGUUCUUGAAAGAGCAUGACAAGGAAUUGCUUCAAUUCAGUGAUGAUGAUAUAGAUGUGAGUAAUGUUACAUUUAGACUCUUUUUAUCCAUCCUUUUACUGUGCCAUGCAUAAACUACUAUGGAUAUGGUAUGGGGUCCGUGAAAUAUAUUGAUUUGAUAUUUCAAAUAGUUAUCACGUGUAGUAUGUAAUGUCUUCCAAUGCCAUAUUUGUCAAAGGAGUAAGUACCAAACAUCAUCGAGAGUUGGAUUACUUCAACCCUUACCUAUACCAAAUGCCAUUUGGGAAUAUAUAAGUAUGGAUUUUGUGGUAGGGCUGCCCAAGUCAAAAGGGUUUGAUACUAUUUUGGUAGUAGAGGACAGAUUGAGCAAAUAUGGUCAUUUUCUCUUACUACUCAAACGUCCUUAUUCAGCAAGGUCAGUAGCUGAUGUCUUUACAAGGGAGAUAGUGAGGUUACAUGGAAUUCCAGCCUCCAUAGUGAGUGACAGGGACCCGGUUUUUAUGAGUAAUUUUUGGCAAGAGCUAUUUAGGAGGCAAGGUACCACCUUGAGGAUGAGUACAGCAUAUCAUACUGAAUCGGAUGGGCGAACCCAGGUGUUGAAUAGAGCUUUGGUAUCUCCAAGAUAAAGGUUGGGGAUUGGUUGUAUUUGAAGAUUCGGCCACAUAGACAAACUUCAAUGCCUACUAGAUUGCAUCCUAAGUUGGCAGCCAGGUACUAUGUAUGGCCCUUAUCAAGUGGUUAAUUAUUGUUGCGGGUGAAUCUUAUACAUGUUGCUAAUUAAUUACUUAGAAUCGAUCUUAGUUUUGGGUUCAUAAAUUAAAAGAAAAAAAAGCCUUAUUUACAUGCAUGUGAUUUUACCAUGAAAGAAUUGAAGAAUAACAAAUUACUUGGUGGCCGGUGUUAUUCAAAUAUACCAAAAUAAUAUUAUAAUUUCUUUCAACGUGAUCGUGAUAUAUAUAUAUAUAUAUAUAUCCGUCUUAAGCCCUUACAGGCAUGGCGUCUUUGACUUGUGCGGUAAGUAACCAGACUUCCAAGACUCGAGAACUGACUUGGGAUGAGACUCCUCAUUUAUCAUGAUUCAUGACAAUGCAAAAGGCACGUAACGGGACUUUCCUGUUUAACACUAGUUUUUAAAAUAUAUUAAUUCUGUAAAAUAUGUUUCCUAAAAUAUG
Glycine soja is the source of this 1472-nucleotide messenger RNA. Its product is annotated as nucleolar complex protein 2 homolog. Bases 45 to 413 code for a protein of 122 amino acids. Gene Ontology annotation, cellular component: Noc2p-Noc3p complex; Noc1p-Noc2p complex; nucleoplasm. NCBI's taxonomy places the organism in Eukaryota, Viridiplantae, Streptophyta, Magnoliopsida, Fabales, Fabaceae. Gene Ontology annotation, biological process: ribosomal large subunit biogenesis. The transcript is spliced from 4 exons. The record is from RefSeq and is a predicted model, not a curated record.